Molecule: messenger RNA, 1762 nt
Organism: Penicillium brasilianum
Lineage: Eukaryota; Fungi; Ascomycota; Eurotiomycetes; Eurotiales; Aspergillaceae
Source: the annotation of a GenBank genome assembly
CUCUCUCGUUGCAUCACCUGUCAAAUGAAAUUGCCAUCUUCUGAGGAUUCUUCACGUGCAGUGGCGGUCCCCACCCAUCCAGCCACCGACGAGUCCAAAAAAGAAAGCCCAUCAACUCAAAGCGGCAGAGUGGAGCUACGAUCCUCAUCAACCGUUGGGCCUCCGCAAAUCAGCAGUCUGCCAAACACCUGGAUUUUGCGCACCGUGACAUCACCGACUCCGCGCCAGUCACUGGUAAAAGGCAUGCCUUGUGGCGCAGACCAUCCGGCGCCCAUUCAGAACUGUUGCUGCGCCAGGGAUCCGUUGGGGCCGACCUCCACUGAUCUUCAAUUAUUGCGUCGUGUCUGAUUGUGCUGAGCCCUUCUUAUAAUCCGCCCUGAAUCCUGCUGCCUCGGGCGUCCAUAUUUUAGAUCAACCAUUUUCCACCAGCCGUUUCCAUCUCUCCUAUACAUCAACAUCUAACCAUUCACCAUGGGAGUCGGCGGAGUCGUCCUGCGCUUUUUCAGCCUCGCUAUUCGAGUGCUGCAGUUCCUUGCUUCGGCAGUCAUUCUCGGCAUCUUCUCAUACUACCUCGCCGUCUUAUCCCGCCAUGAUUUGAACAUUCCCACCUGGGUUAAGGCCGUCGAGGGUCUAUCCGGUGCCGGUGCUCUAUACGGUAUUCUAGGCACAAUCUUCGUCUGCUGUCUAGGCGGAGUCGCUUUCUUCGCUUUCCUCGCUAUCGUGCUCGACGUCUGUUUCGUGGGUGCCAUGAUCGCGAUUGCCAUUAUGACUCGCGACGGCACCCAGAGUUGCAGUGGAAACGUCAACACCCCUCUGGGUGACGGCAAUGCCGAUAACAACGCCAAAACUGCUGCCGGCACUAGCUUCCACAUGGCUUGCGAGCUACAGAAGGUUGCCUUUGCAGUCUCGAUCAUUGGAAUCUUCUUCUUCCUCAUCUCCAUCCUCUUCCAGGUUCUCCUGGCCCGCCACCACAAGCGCGAGAAGCGCUUCGGCCCUUCCCCCGCCAACAACUACACCUCCGGCACUGACCGUAAGUGGUGGAGCCGCAAGAAGAACUACCCUGAGGCCAGUGGUGGCGUAGACACUCUGCCCAACCACCCCACCCCAGCUGAUAUCGAGAUGGGUGGCGAGAAGCAGCCCCAGAAGAACUGGUUCGGCUCGUGGGGCAAGAACAAGCACGCCGCUGCCACUGGUACCCCUGCCCCGGGUGCCCAGAAUGGCUAUGGCUAUGGUGGCUCUGCCUAUACUGGCAACAUCUAAGCUUUUUUUCUUUGUGGAUGCGGACGCAAGAGUCCUAUCUUGCUUUGAUACAGCAAGUGCUUGAGGGUAUGGAUGAUCGCUGUCGGAAUGGUUUAUGAUAUCCAGUCGUCCCUCUCUGUAUUUCUUUUGGCCGGCUGGUACCACGUCUCAGGUGUCAGCCGAUGAUUGUAUGAACUCGCACGCUCUUUUGAGCCGAUAUACCAUGUUACGCUGUUUGAAAUUGGUGUAUAUUAUGCUGCGGUACACACGGAUUGAGACCCGGCUGAACAAGACUCCAGGGUGCUGUUUAAGAAUGUAAUGAUAAUAUUGAGAAUUAAUGACAAUUUAAAUCGAGCUGAGAGGUGAGCUGUGUGCAUAAAAAUAUUUUGUAUUGUUCCUAGUGCUACAUAGAGAUCACCCUGAAAAUCCAAUGACCAGCCCGAACACCAACCUCGGAAACUAAAACACUAACAAGAACCAGCCAUUACGAUACAGUCAUUAGGAAUAUCAACAGCGUGAGGAC